Molecule: messenger RNA, 1551 nt
Organism: Candidozyma auris
Lineage: Eukaryota; Fungi; Ascomycota; Pichiomycetes; Serinales; Metschnikowiaceae
Exons: 1
Coding region: 1-1551 (516 amino acids)
Biological process (GO): regulation of fatty acid beta-oxidation; protein processing
Cellular component (GO): peroxisome
Molecular function (GO): serine-type endopeptidase activity
Source: RefSeq, a predicted model, not a curated record
AUGGUGUGGCUUUAUGUACCUGUGUGCAUACGUCUUGUAUCUCAGCGCUCAGACGUGCCCUCACAGAGCUACUCGGGAAUCUACUUGGUCAAUAAGGACGGAACCUCUUUCAAAAGACACUUUUGCAUCCUGAUCUGCCAUACACCAGUGGAAGAGAUCGAUAAGUAUAAAAUGUACGUGUCGUGCAAGCCUCUUAUGAGAGAGAAUGGCGUGCAGUGGGUACAAGGGAUCAGAGGAACUACGGUACCUGUUUUGCUGGAGAAGAAUGAUGCCUUGAGAGAGUACCUUCAGUAUGCGCUAAAAAACGGGUUCAAUAUGAUCCCGCUUGAUACGUUCGUGGGAAAUUCUCUUCAGUCGAUGACAGUGAUGGUAGUGCAUUGUCGAGCUAUCCACACAGAAAUCGACUCGAAGCAUUUGCAGCCAUUUCACGUGGAGCAGGCUCAGGAAUUAACAAAAGUGACGAUAAGAUCGUUUCCAUUCAAUUUCACCAGUCCUGCGUUGUUUUCUGACUUUAUCUCUACGGGCCAUAUAAACGCUGUUAUUCGAGAUGGAGACCAGGUGGCCCGUGGUUUCCUCAGCGAUAUGAAAUACCUAGAGAAUAUGUGCGGGAGCGUUGUGAAUGGUGGCAGCGGCGGUUCUGUGGGGCUUUUGUUGGGCAACUUGAGAAAGCUUAAUGGCGAUGGCGAUCUUAUGGUGAUAGCACCGUGGGACCGUUUGUUUGAGAAGGUUAAAGUAGAGAACGAACUUCGUCGCUCCAACUUGGCGGCAUCUGCUUCUUCUCAGAGCCAACCAGUUCUCCCGCUCGUUAUUUCGCUGUUUGGACAUCCAUCCUCAUGGGGGUCCUGCGUCAAACUCAAAAAAGAUACCCUUGUCACGAACCACCAUGUGAUACGACCCUAUCUUCAACACGAUUCUGUGUGCUGCAGCAUAACUUUAGGAAAAGACCACUCAGUGAAUCUCACCGAAAAAGACAAGGUAAUUGUACCCUUUACAGACCUAGACUUGGCAUUUAUACAACUCUCAGAGGAGAAGCAGUUGGCGUUGGCCCAUGUUCAGUCAGCGCCAAUGGGAUUUGCGGGUGAGAUGAAUGUGACAGAUGAAGUUUCCACUGUAGGCCAUGGACUUUUGCUCAAUCAUGACUUCCUCGAUCCGAUCGUCUCCAAGGGUCACCUUUCCUCGGUCAUUCGUCAUAAUCCUUUCAGAACUGAGUAUCCUGAAAUUCCGUGCAUGCUUGUGGCUUCUUCACAAUGCUGGAAUGGGUCUUCUGGAGGUGGACUUUUUGAUCUGAGUGGGAAGCUAAUUGGGAUUGUCAGCAGCAAUGCUCAGGUUUUCAAACCUUCAGUUUCUGGCCUUCAAUACGAGGAGAUCAAGUCUGAGAAAGUGCCCCUGUUUUGCCUCUGUAUUCCUCUGGAAUUGGUGUUUGAAUGCUACAGGACGAGAGUUGACAAGGAUAAAAAAGACGACGAUAUUGUUUUGAAUGAUGACGUUGUGAAGACGUGGAAUUUACAGAGCUCUCAUGUCAAUGUGUUUGAGAGAGAGGCAAAAUUGUGA